UAUUUUCAUGUGGUCAUGUACAAUACCUUAGCUUUUUCAUGAGCCAAUACCAACCACCAAUUCAUAAUAUCCAACUCUAAAACACUAUCAAAUUAUCGAUGUCCACUACACCAACAUUGCUCUUAUCUCCUAUUGCAUGAAGAAAAAUGGUAGGUUCAAAGACAUCUUCGCUUCUAAUUCUACUCAUCAUCAUCAUCUUUUUCUUCUUCAAUAUUGUCUCAUCUCAUAAGGUCCCAUGCCCUCCGGCGAAUCCUCCAGCCAAGUGCCCAAAAGACAUUCUCAAGUUUGGUGUUUGUGGUGAAUGGUUGGGAUUGGUGACUGAAGUCAUUGGGACUAAACCUAGUCCCCAAUGUUGUACAGUGGUGAAAGGUUUGGCUGACCUCGAAGCUGCAUUGUGUUUAUGCACUGCAAUUAAGGCCAAUGUGCUGGGUGUUAUCAAGCUUGAAGUCCCCAUUGCUCUUAGUUUGGUCAUUAAUGGGUGUGGAAAGAAGGUUCCAGAAGGAUUUGUAUGUGCAUAGAUUAUGUGUAUGUGUAUGUGUGUGUAUGUGUGUCUAUGAUUGUGUGUUGGUGAGUGAUAUGAAUGUAUUUAUGAUGUGGUGGUCAAUGAUUGUUCAUCAAUGAAAAAAAAGAUU
Molecule: messenger RNA, 632 nt
Organism: Camellia sinensis
Lineage: Eukaryota; Viridiplantae; Streptophyta; Magnoliopsida; Ericales; Theaceae
Product: putative lipid-binding protein At4g00165
Source: RefSeq, a predicted model, not a curated record